AUGGCAGCUUUCUCCACUAGCAACCCACUAGGCAACCCACUUGGCAACCCACUAGGACAGAACAAUCCGCUGACAACGGACACGUCAGCUGUAGCUCUCAAGAUGAAUUCAAGUGGUCUACUUCGAGGAAAGAGUCACCAGUACCAUGACUAUUCCAGGCACCAUGUUUUCAAUAAGAAAUUGAAUGAGGCACUAAAUAGAGCUACACGAAUCGUUUUGGAUCAGAGAAGGCAGCUUUCGGACGGAGAUGAAAAGACGGGAAAGGAUGAUACGUCUUGGAUGAAGCCACCCAGGAUGCGGGUGCCAAACUAUGGUCCUGAUGCCGACAAGGCUGUUAAGAAUCUUCAGAAAGCGCGGAAGGAUCGAGCACGAGCAAAGACUGCUGCCAAUGUAAGACGAGCUCUUAUUGGAAAUGCAGUCAUAUGUGCAGCAAAGUUUGGUGCCUGGCUUACUUCUGGGAGCAGUGCCAUGAUGUCCGAAUUCGUGCAUUCCGUGGUCGACUGCGGCAACCAGUCUUUGCUCUUGAUGGGUCUUCGUGACUCAAAGAAUACAGCUGAUAGGUUGCACCCAUAUGGAUAUGGAAAAUCUAUUUACUUUUGGGCGUUGGUAUCCGCACUUGGAACCUUUUUCUUGGGUGCUGGAGUGAGUAUGUCUCACGCCGUUGGGGAAUUGAUGGAACCUUCCUUAUCAGAUAUCAGCAAUGAAGUCUGGGCCGUCCUCGCACUCAGUCUAGCUAUCGAUGGAUAUGUGCUAUCCGAAACUUUCAAAGACGUCCAAGAAACCAAGCCUAACCAUGUAUCUAUGUGGAAUCACAUCUCGAAUCUUCGAGACCCCGCUACAAUGGCAGUGCUGUUGGAGGAUGGCGCCGCAUGUCUUGGUAUUCUCAUUGCCAUCGCUGGUAUCGGAACUGCUCAUUAUACUGGAAUGCCUGUCUUUGAUGGCAUUGCUGGAGUUGGUGUCUCAUGCCUUCUCGGCGGUAUGGGUCUGGCUCUCGUUCGAGUGAACCAUAAAUUCUUGCUUGGGCAUGGUAUCGACAGAGAAAUGUCAGAUACGAUCGAGCAAAUCAUUCGUAGCCGACGAAGUAUUGACAAUGUCAAUCAUAUUCAAUCGCAGUGGACUGGCCCAGAAACAUUCAGUUUCAAAGCGGAAGUGGAUUUUGAUGGGACAUAUCUUGCAGCUCAAUUGAUGCCUCGUUAUCGUGGAGAAUUCGAGAAGGCCAGUGAAAACAUUGACCAAGAGUUGGAAGUGCUUCUGUGUUGGUAUGCGGAAGAUGUGAUGCGUGCAGUCGAACGUGAAGUCCGUCAUAUCGAAGCCAUGAUCCGCCAAAAGUAUCCUGGCGCAGAAUACAUUGAACUAGAACCAAUGAGUACCGAUGCUGAUCGGUUUGCCAUUGACGAUAGCUUUGAAGAAAAGCUGUUGAAUGUGGAACGAGAGGACGUGAAACGACUGAUUCGAGUCCUUUACGCACCAACGGAAUCAUCAUCGAAAGGCGAUCCCAGUACCCUUGGUUAUGGAACUGUGGAAGGAAAAGGCGACGACGCGGUUGUAAUCGAGCCUCCCAAAAAGGACAAGUAG
Messenger RNA from Cylindrotheca closterium, 1575 nucleotides. The record is from the annotation of a GenBank genome assembly. NCBI's taxonomy places the organism in Eukaryota, Bacillariophyta, Bacillariophyceae, Bacillariales, Bacillariaceae.